GUGCACUUGUUUUUCUUCCGGAUAUAUGCCGAGUCAGUACGUACAAGCUAAACACUGUCAGCUGUUCCGAACUGAUCUGGAGGAUCUUCUUCUAUUGCCAACACGCAUCAUUUUAUGCGGCAAUGAUGUCAGCAAAGGCAGUGAUACUGAGAAGGAAGAUUCGCGCAUUGCUUUCCCAACCCUAGGGGGUGCCCUAAGUGGCCUUCUAAGCGAGGUCCACGCGCGCGCUUCGAUCGAAAACACUAUUGUGCGAGUGUUCAUCCCCAAGAGCAAGCAGGAGGCUCUUCUGUUAGACAAUCCGUACGUUCAACUGUAUCAACAGCAGUCCAAAGAUAAAUUAGAAAAUAAGAAAGAAGAGACCAGUGCGAUGUUGGAAUCAAAUGUGCCGAUUCAAUCACAGCGUCCAUCACAUAAAGAAAUGUUGCAUCGCGUGGGUCGCGUUGUGGCGCUGUUGCCGAAACCAAAAAGUACUAAUCAGGGUAUCAAUAGUGGCAGCAUGACCCCUGGAGAGGAGCUUUUGUCUUCUUGGCUAUUGGCCGUGCAUAUCGGUGAGAUGAUUGAACUAUUUCCCAUUAAAUGUGUCUCCAAUGAGGCUCUUUCCGAGUCCGAGCAUAUUGUUUAUCUCCACUCCACGUUAGGCAAAUACGCGACCGCGCGUCCCACGACAAAGCCGGCCGCUACGAAUGUCACCGACAACUUCAUCCUCACAGGUGAGCGUGUUGAGGCGGUGAAGAAGAAUUUAAAGGAUCUGCGUGCCGUUUUAGAGGCCGUGCAGCUCCACCAGCAGCAAAGGAACGGCGAAAAGGGUGGUGAACCCCUGCGUCAACUUCUGUCCUACAUGGGGGUGGACACCGGGGCGGGGAGUAGUCUACACCGCGUCCCCCCGCUCAAGCGCGCUCGCACGGACGGCGUGUUGGGGAUGGCGUUCGAGGCGGCCAAGGCGCAUGGCGAUCAGGAUGUAACGCAUCAGACUGACGAAGAGGUGGAGGCGGAGCAGGCACGGUACUUCGGCAACGGGGAAUUCUCCGAGGCCGUUCGAUUUUCUCGUUUAACCCAUGAAAACAAGCAGCUAACGGAGCAACUGGAUCAGCUACGACAGAUGCUUCAGGGCCGGGAUGAUAGCCUUGCUUUGUUGCAUAAGCAGAUGAGACAAACCGAGGAGCAACACAAAAGUGAACUUUCUCAGUGGUGUCUCAAGGAAUUAGAUGCGAGCAAGACUCACGAGCGGAUUGUGUUAGAGUACCACACAAAGUUAAAUGAAAACGAAACUCUUCUGCAGAAGGCCGAUGCAAAAUUGCGUGAGUUGGCAAAGAUGACCGUAAAAUACAAAAGUAUAUUCGAUGAGGUCUUGAAACGUAUGAACAUAAAGGGUAGGAAUCCAGAAGAAGUUCUGGCUUUAUUAAAGGAUGAUAAGUUUCAGACGCCUUUCUGA
Molecule: messenger RNA, 1432 nt
Organism: Phytomonas sp. Hart1
Lineage: Eukaryota; Euglenozoa; Kinetoplastea; Trypanosomatida; Trypanosomatidae
Source: the annotation of a GenBank genome assembly